Molecule: messenger RNA, 1149 nt
Organism: Talaromyces atroroseus
Lineage: Eukaryota; Fungi; Ascomycota; Eurotiomycetes; Eurotiales; Trichocomaceae
Exons: 2
Coding region: 1-1149 (382 amino acids)
Biological process (GO): tRNA wobble uridine modification
Cellular component (GO): elongator holoenzyme complex; transcription elongation factor complex; cytoplasm
Source: RefSeq, a predicted model, not a curated record
AUGUCCUUUCGAAAGCGGAAUAUAGGCAUUUCCACCGGGCCAAACCAGACUACUGCUACUGCUCCGGCAACUCCUGCUGCUCAGGUAAACGUGACUCUUCCCGGAGUACGGCCAUCGCCAGAUGAUGGACGAGCAACAACGUCCACCGGCUCUCGUUCUUUGGACAAUUUACUAGCCAGCCACGCGGGAUUACCACUUGGGAAGAUCCUGCUUAUUGAAGAGAACGGGACCACUGACUUUGCAGGUGCAUUACUGCGCUAUUAUGCUGCAGAAGGAGUGGUUCAGGACCACAAAGUGCAUGUCGUCGGUCUGGGAGAACAAUGGGGCAGGACUCUGCCGGGUCUCAUAGGAGCUGCUGACUCUCUCGACGAAAAAACUGACCGGCGAAAAGAUGAGAAGAUGAAGAUUGCUUGGAGGUAUGAACGACUGGGAGAUUUUGGGACAGGGGUUGCAGGCUCAAGAGCUUCCACGUCAGCAAGUGGCGCGAAGCAAGAAGCGUUCUGCCAUGCUUUUGACUUGACCAAAAGACUCACUCAUCCAUCGCUGGCUACUGUGAGCUAUAUACCUCUGGCGCCUCGAUUAGGGUCGCCCUUGACGUCGAUUAUUCAAAACCUACAGCUUGGAAUUGCGAAUAGUCCUCCAAAUACGGUACAUCGAGUCGUGAUCCCGUCCCUCCUCAACCCUGCCGUGUACCCUCCGGACGCUAGCCAACCUCAAUAUCUACUCCAAUUUAUACACUCCCUCCGUGCACUCAUGUCACAAAACGCUCAUAAUAUAACCGCCAUGAUCACAAUUCCGCUGUCACUUUAUCCUAGAUCGUCUGGACUCGUUCGGUGGGUCGAAAUUCUAUGCGACGGGGUCGUCGAAUUGUGCCCGUUUCCUCAUUCAUCCGACGCAAUGGCCACCUCAGGCGCUGCGACGGCACAUGAAGAGCCACCUCAGGGAAUGCUUAAGACACACAAACUCCCUGUAUUGCACGAACGCGGAGGCGGUAGCGACCAACAAAUCGGGGAAGACUGGGCCUUCACGUUGAGUCGACGAAAGUUCGAGAUCAAGCCAUUUAGUCUGCCUCCGGCUGAAGGCGACAACGAAGCCCAGCAGGCGGCCAGUGACAACAAAAUGCCCAAAAAGGCCGAUCUUGAGUUUUGA